Messenger RNA from Drosophila obscura, 2023 nucleotides. RefSeq names its product separin (gene Sse). The transcript has 8 exons. NCBI's taxonomy places the organism in Eukaryota, Metazoa, Arthropoda, Insecta, Diptera, Drosophilidae. The record is from RefSeq and is a predicted model, not a curated record. Bases 89 to 2002 code for a protein of 637 amino acids. Gene Ontology annotation, cellular component: cytoplasm; nucleus; mitotic spindle. Gene Ontology annotation, molecular function: cysteine-type endopeptidase activity. Gene Ontology annotation, biological process: meiotic chromosome separation; proteolysis.
UUGUUGAUUACAUUGUGCUGGUGCAUGUCGUGCGAGUGUGCGUCGCGUGCCUGUACCGUCCAGGGGUGGAGGAGCAGAGAGAAGACCAAUGAGUGGUUCCACCACCAUGAUUGAGAUGGAGGCGGAGGAACACAUGCUGCGAGGCAUCACCAGCGCAGAUGUGGGGCCCGAGGCGAAAGAAUACAAUCUGCUGCGAGCGGACGAGGAGUACCGCAAUGGCAACGUUGAGCACUCCAUCUACUACCAGGUGAAGGCGCAGUUCCAGUCCACCGACCUGCGAUACAUUACGGAGGCGGACGAUCUGGAGAGUCAGCGGCCCAGCACCGAGCAGCUGCUGCGUGUCGCCAGUGACGUGGAGAAGGAGGACUACAAAAGCAAUCGAUUCCUGCAGAACAUCCUCAAACAUCUGCAGCAAAAGGAGCGGGAAAGACCGAAAAGGCCGCCCUGCAUAGAACCCAUCGAGCAUCUGGACUUCCUGGAGGAUGUGGACGAACCAGUGGCCGGGCUGGCGCGCAUCAACGACAUCUGCAACGGCCUGCCCACCGAAUGGUGUGUCCUGCAACUCUGCAAGAGCUUCAAUCCGGCCACCACUUACUCGGUUUUCAACGAGAUCUCUGCCUCCGAUGGGGCCAUCUACCUGUCGCUGCUGCGCCACUGCCGCAGCCCCGAGCUGGGACCCAUUUGCCUGCGCUUCAACAACAGCGGCCUGGCGGAGGUCUUCAAGCACUACAGCACCUUAGUGGAGCGUUUCAGGCGAGUGGUCACCGUGGAUCCCCUCAAUAUAAAGAGCAAAGAGGCCAAGCAGAAGUACUGGGAGGAGCUAAAUAGCUACGAUGCCUUUCUACGGAAACUUCUCUCCGACUUUCGGGACAUCAUGGCGCCCUAUUCCUUUGUAUUCCUGGGCAAACGCUACGACUGCAGCGCCGUGGCAAGCCAAACCAAGGCUGUCUUCGGCCGCGUGGACGAGUUCUGCGUGGACCGUCAGUGGAGCAAUCAUCAGCGCAUUCUGCUCUCGCAGGCGUCGCUGCAUGCCAACCGCCUGACCUCCACGGACAUGAAACACAUUGCCUACGAGAUGACCAGCAAUGAGAACGAAAUCCACAUGGUCUACGACAUGCUCAGGGUAUUCGCCAGCGAAUGGCAGCCGCUGGAAGAUCGCCAAGUGCAGGUGGCCAAGAGUUUCCCCACCAUUCUGGUGGUCGAUGAGCGACUGGAUCAUCUGCAUUGGGAGCAGCUGGCAACGGCCCAGGAGUUUUCCCGCGUCAAAUCGCUGCACUGCCUGUGGCGACUGUAUCAGUACCACAAGGCGAGCAUCCGGCAUGGCUACUACACGCGCAGCAUCAAGCGCGGCAUGUGCGUCAUUAAUCCCGGAGCGGAUCUACCCAACUCUGGCCGGAGGCUGAGAAGCUUCUUCGAGUACUGGCUCUCCCACUGGCGGCAUCUGUUCGAGACAGUGCCCACCGAGGAGGUGAUGCUGCGGCAAGCCUAUCAGGCCGAUUGUUUUGUUUAUGCUGGUCAUGGCUCGGGCUUGCAGUACAUCAAUGGACGUGCCAUUUGUCGGGCCCGUGUCCGCGGUGUGGUCUUUCUCUUUGGCUGCGAUUCGACAAGGAUGCUGGGCACGGGUCUGUAUAGCGCCCUAUAUGGCGCCCAUGACUACUACCACGGCGCUCUGUGUCCCACCAUUGUGGGCACCCUGAUGCCCGCCCUUGAUGGCAACAUGGACCACGUCUCUGUGACGCUGCUGAGCCUUUGGCUGAAUCCCGGAAAUAAGCAAGUGCGGCCCUGGACCCAAAUCCACAAGAUGUCCUGGCUCAAAACGGGCACCAUCAAAGCUGGCAGCGAUGUGGAAGUCGCGCAGCCCGACUAUCAUCUGGGUAGCUUGAGCUCCAUUCUGUCCCUGGUGCAGCAGGGCAAGGUCGAGCCGACCGUCUACAAUUGCUGCAUUUAUGUGUGCAGGGGUCUGCCCGCCUGGAAUCUAGACGUCGAGCCGAUGCCCUUCUAAAGUAUAGUUCAAAUUCGUAUU